CUGGCUCCCAAAGUCAUCAGCGCCGGCAGAGAGGCUCCGCCGCGGAUGACUGGAGAAGUCCUGCUACAACAACAAUGGCUGUCACCGCGUUGGCCGCCCGGGUGCGGCUGGGCGUGUGGGGCGUUAGGGCCAUACAAGCCCGAGGCUUCAGCUCCGAACGGUCAGACUCCGGCGCGGGCUCGAUCCGGGAGGCAGGUGGGGCCUUCGGAAAGAGAGAGCAAGCUGAAGAGGAACGAUACUUCCGAGCACGCACUAAAGAACAACUGGCAACCUUGAAGAAACACCAUGAAGAGGAAAUCACCCAUCAUAUAAAGGAAAUUGAACGUCUGCAGAAAGAAAUUGAGCGGCACAAGAAGAAGAUCAAACAUCUAAAACAUGAUGAUGAUGAUUAAACAUACACACUUCCCAUAGCAUAGCUACAUAUCAUUGCCCGCUGCUAUGGAAGCAGAGUUGUGGUUUUAUUAAUAUCUGUGUACUGCCAACAGAUUAUAAUAAAUUGUCAUCAGUGAA
Zalophus californianus (California sea lion) is the source of this 510-nucleotide messenger RNA. It is a transcript of the gene ATP5IF1, whose product is annotated as ATP synthase inhibitory factor subunit 1. Gene Ontology annotation, molecular function: ATPase inhibitor activity. The record is from RefSeq and is a predicted model, not a curated record. Lineage: Eukaryota; Metazoa; Chordata; Mammalia; Carnivora; Otariidae. Bases 75 to 392 code for a protein of 105 amino acids. Gene Ontology annotation, cellular component: mitochondrion. Gene Ontology annotation, biological process: negative regulation of ATP-dependent activity. The transcript is spliced from 3 exons.